AUGGACAAAGUUAUAGAAGAAUUUGAGUUAUUAACAAAGGAUGCGGAAAGGGUUCAGAGGGAAACUCUAAAAAGGAUUUUGGAAGAUAACGCAUCAGCUGAGUAUUUGCAGAGUUUGGGUCUCAAUGGAAGAACUGACCCCGAGAGUUUCAAGGCUUGUGUUCCACUGGUUACCCACAAAGAGUUGGAACCUUACAUAUACAGAAUUAUUGAUGGUGAUGCUUCUCCUAUUCUCACAGGCAAGCGCAUCACGACCUUGUCUUUAAGUUCUGGCACGACCCAGGGGAAGCCAAAAUAUGUACCUUGGAACGAUGAAUUGUAUGAAACCACAAUGCAGAUAUACCAGACCUCUUUUGCCUUUAGAAACAGAGAGUUUCCGAUAAAAAAUGGGAAGGCUUUAAGCUUUAUAUACGGAAGCAAAGAGUUCAAAACAAAGGGGGGUUUGGCAGCUAGAACUGCUACAAGCAAUGUGUUUUGCAAUGCUGGUUAUAAGUGUGCAAUGAGGGCACUCCAAUCCCAAUGCUGCAGCCCAGAUGAAGUAAUAUUUGGUCCUGAUUUUUUCCAAUCAUUAUACUGCCAUCUUUUGUGUGGUCUGAUUUUCCGGGAGGAGAUUCAGUUCGUUUCUUCUACAUUUGCACAUAGUAUUGUCCAUGCAUUUAGAACCUUUGAACAAGUCUGGGAAGAACUUUGUAUUGAUAUUAGAGAAGGGGUUCUCACCAGCAGUGUCACUGUCCCUUCCAUUCGAAUGGCAAUGUCUAAACUGCUCAAGCCAAACCCAAAAUUAGCCAACUUGAUCCACAAAAAAUGCACGGGGUUGAGCAACUGGUACGGCUUGAUACCAGAGCUUUUUCCCAACGCUAAGUAUAUUUAUGGCAUCAUGACUGGGUCAAUGGAGCCUUAUUUGAAGAAGUUGAGGCACUAUGCAGGGGAGCUGCCUUUGUUGACUGCUGACUAUGGAUCUUCUGAGGGAUGGAUAGCAGCAAAUGUGAACCCACAACAGCCUCCUGAAUAUGCCACAUACGCUGUGCUUCCUCACAUUGGUUACUUUGAAUUCAUUCCUCUCUCAGAGCUUGACAACACCAAAGGUGAACCUGAUUUCCUUUGUAUUGAUUCUCAGCCUGUGAGCCUGACUGAAGUCAAGGUUGGUGAAGAGUAUGAAAUUGUUAUGACCAAUCUAGCAGGAUUAUACCGGUAUAGAUUGGGGGAUGUGGUGAAGGUUAUGGGAUUCCACAAUUCAACUCCAGAGCUAAAGUUUAUUCGGCGUAGCAGUCUUCUGCUCAACAUUAACAUUGACAAGAACACGGAGAAGGAUUUACAGUUAGCAGUGGAAGCGGCUGCAAAGUUGUUAGCAGAAGAAAAAUUGGAAGUAGUUGAUUUUAGUAGCCAAGUUGAUUUAUCCAAAGAACCGGGACACUAUGUCAUCUUCUGGGAAAUCAGUGGGGAAGCGAGUGAAGAAGUACUCCACGAAUGUUGUAACUGUUUGGACAAGUCUUUCGUUGAUGCAGGCUACACCAGUUCUCGCAAAGUGAACUGCAUCGGUGCCCUCGAACUACGAGUUGUUCGGAGAGGAACAUUCCAGAAGAUUCUGGACCAUUACCUAGGACUAGGAACCGCUGUUAGUCAGUACAAGACACCAAGAUGUGUUGUUUCUACAAACGCCAGGGUGUUGCAAAUCUUGAGUGAAAAUGUUGUCAAUAACUACCUCAGUACUGCUUUCUAA
This is a messenger RNA of Sphenostylis stenocarpa, 1719 nucleotides long. The record is from the annotation of a GenBank genome assembly. Lineage: Eukaryota; Viridiplantae; Streptophyta; Magnoliopsida; Fabales; Fabaceae.